CCGCUCUCCCCACCCUCGGACAGAGGCCGCUCGGGGUGGCCGGGCCUCGGUGCGCUCCGCUGCGCGGGAAACCGCUGGUCUAAAAUCAGGCAUUUACGGCGGGCUGCCAUGGGGGCCUCUGCGCGAGGAGGCGGUGGAGCUGGCAGGUGUGAUGCGGGGCCCUUGGAAAUGCAGCCUCCCAAUCAGCGUGACCUGGCUGCUCUGCCUGGCAGGACAUUGGUAUGCACAGGCCACUUGUCCUGAUAUCACUGUGACUCGAGAGGUUCUCAAAGAUGGAUUUCACAGAGACCUACUAACAAAGGUAGAACUUGGAACAGUGGGUGAGGACAUAGGAUGUUGCAGUGUGGCGAUUAAAGAACAGCUUCCAGCAGGACUCUAUGUGGACCCCAAUGAGCUAGCAUCAUUACAACAGCACAAUCGAACUGAGGCCCUUAUAGUUCCAGAUGCUGUUGAUGUGGAAGCUCCAGAAUACUUGGCCACAGACCUUGUUGUUUUCAUUUACAUGAAACCGGAGCCUCGAUGUACUCACUGCUUUCAAGCCACAUUGCCUGUGCACUGUCGUUACCACCGGCCAACAGAGAAUGAUGGGAGAGUGCCUGCUGCACUGAAGAAUCCUGAAAUACUGAUCCGCUGUCCUGAAAGUUUCCCACCAAUGAAGUGUUGGAAGCAUUCUCAUGUAGAAGCACCCUGUUCAGUGAGAACUGAGUCCACUUGUCAUUGGAACAAUGUGAAGUAUAAGCCUGUAAAUAAGGAACUGAUUCUGCAGGUUCCAGUGGGACUCAAGCAACACAGUUCCUUAGUAUGUGCAGUGACACUUCUUACCACAGUCUUGUGUUCGAGUCUGGUUCUUGCAGCCGUAUGCAAACAUGGUCACUUCUUCCUGGUGAACUGCUCAUAGUGAAACCAAACCUGGCCUUAUUGUAUGAAGCCAUAUGGAUUGAGACUACAGCCUCUGGAUCUCAUGGGCAUCAUUUUUCAUCUUCUGCUGAAACUCAAAGAGCUCAUCUUGUGACUUCUCCUACUGCAGGUUGACAAGUGCUCCAACCCUGGUUUCUUGUUCUCCCUCAAUUCAGUGCUGGAUGAUGAUGGCUGUGUCUACUUCAUGCACUACCUUGGUUCACAACUCCUUUUGCAUCUGUUUGGGGAAAGGGAGAAGUUAAAGAAAACAAUUGCAGAUAGACUUUGUUACCUAUUUACAGGUUUCCCUCACCAACUGAGGGGGUUAGGCUCCUGAAAGUUUCCAUGGAUGGCAAAACUGUGGUUGGUAAGACAAAAGGGUUAUGGGAAAAAUAGGGUAUGGGACUUGAAUAUGAAUAAUAAAGGAACAUACAAUGUAUAAAAAUCAUUGUUUAU
Messenger RNA from Alligator sinensis (Chinese alligator), 1353 nucleotides. RefSeq names its product phosphatidylinositol glycan anchor biosynthesis class X (gene PIGX). Gene Ontology annotation, cellular component: endoplasmic reticulum membrane. The coding region runs from base 152 to 898 and encodes 248 amino acids. NCBI's taxonomy places the organism in Eukaryota, Metazoa, Chordata, Crocodylia, Alligatoridae. Gene Ontology annotation, biological process: GPI anchor biosynthetic process. The transcript has 8 exons. The record is from RefSeq and is a predicted model, not a curated record.